This is a messenger RNA of Aaosphaeria arxii CBS 175.79, 250 nucleotides long. RefSeq lists its product as uncharacterized. The transcript has a single exon. Bases 10 to 213 code for a protein of 67 amino acids. The record is from RefSeq and is a predicted model, not a curated record. Lineage: Eukaryota; Fungi; Ascomycota; Dothideomycetes; Pleosporales.
GGUCUGUCAAUGUCCUCUAACUACUACAUUCGAUCACUAAUGCAUCGAAUCUUCAUUACUGAGCAAUCUCGAGGAACACUCCAAGUUUUGCCUUGCAGCAUGCACGUAACUUGCGUUACCUCGCGAAAUCGUUCGUUCCAAAGAGGCUGGGCUCAUCACGCGCACGCACUGACGAGAGAUUACUAUAGAAAGGGAAAAGCAAAAUUGUGGUGAUGCAUCUCCAAACCCACGUUUUUUAUUUCAGAUCGUC